CGGAGUGGACAAAUGACCCCCCCUGCAUUUCAUGACUUGCACGGUUCUCACUCCAACGCGUAUACUUCCACACUGAUACCGGACCGCGGCGGGACCGGCUCUACCUUGGAAGGCAGUGAGUGAGUCAACCCAAGCCGCCCCUGACAAAUGCCCAACUUCAAUCUGGGGGAGUCAAUCCCCCCUCAUACAGCCCAUGCUGUGAGCUUCUCCCUGCCAACAUGGCGGUCCAACAUUGGCUACGAGGAGGGCGAGGACUGGGUCAUUGGACGCAUGGAAACUGGCUAUCCUCGCUUCUUCAUCCACAGGAGCAUCCAAGCUUUUGCCGCAGACAUCGUGGCAAAGUUCGGCACGCAGGGCUCCAAGGCCUUUCUGUUCCCAACGCGUCAGAUAGCGGCCCGCUGCUUGUCUUUUGUGAAGGCUCGCGCCCCUCCCGCGGCUGCGGCCUCGCUCCAAACGGUCCAUCUCGUCUUGGACACGACAAAAGCGACGCCCGACGCCCUGCUGUCGCUCGCUCCCACCAUAUGUGCUGUGCUCGGCUCGCAGGAGGCGUUCCCCUUCCUCAAGCAGUACUGGCAGCACACGGGCGACGGCGUGUCCAGCCGCAGGGCCGAGUUCUGUCAUGCGCUCUUCAAAGAUGGACUGCUCCGCUUGGAUGACGGGACUACGACCCCGGCUCCCGCGAGCCCGAAGCCUUGUAAGGGUCCCAAGCGCUACCAGCGGCCGUCAUCGCUCGACGUGACAAGAGCGACGCCGUCGCCCAAACCCAGCCCGGACAGGGACUCCGGGGCCGGGCCCGACAUUCAGGAGACGUUCCGCUUUCUCGAGGAGCGUUUCGGCAGGAACCUCGACGUCUCCUUGGUCCAGCCUGCCAAAUCCGCCAUCAGGAGGAGAAUCGCCGGUGCGCUCCGGAGCGACAGCGAGCCCACCGCUGCCCCGCCGCCAGAGCACGAGAUGGAGUCGAACUCGCGUGGCGUGGUGAAUCUCAAGGAGGACGACGUCUACCUGUUCCCUUGCGGCAUGAGCGCCAUCUUCCACUCCCACCGCGCCCUCCUUGCCGCCCGCGGCAGUCUGAAGAGCGUCAACUUCGGCUUUCCCUACGUAGACACCCUCAAGAUUCUCCAGAAGUUUGGGCCCGGUGCUGUGUUUUACGGGCGCACGUCCGAGUCGGAUCUGGAUGCCUUCGAGCAGCGCCUAGAAGCCGGCGAGCGGUUCCUCGCGCUCUUCUGCGAAUUCCCCGGCAACCCUCUCCUGACGUGCCCCAACCUCGGCCGCAUCCGGCAGCUCGCCGACAAGUACGACUUUGCCGUCGUGGUGGACGAGACCAUCGGCACGUUCGCUAACGUCAACGUGCUCCCCUACGCCGACAUCGUGGUCAGCAGCCUGACCAAGAUCUUCUCGGGCGACUGCAACGUCAUGGGCGGCAGCGCCAUCUUCAACCCCAACGGCCGGUACUACGCGGCCCUGAAGCGGUGGGCGCGCACCGAGUACGAGGACACGUACUGGCCCGAGGACGUCAUGUUCAUGGAGCGCAACAGCCGCGACUUUGCCUCGCGCAUCGACCGGAUCAACGCCAACGCCGAGGCCAUCUGCGAGGUCCUGCGGAGCAGCCCGCUGGUCAAGGACGUCUUCUACCCGAAGUACAACGAAACGAGGGCCAACUACGAGGCGUGCAAGCUGCCCGGCGGGGGAUACGGCGGCCUGCUGUCCGUCGUCUUCCACCGGCCCCAGCAGGCGGUCGCUUUUUACGACGCCAUCGACACGGCCAAGGGCCCGAGUCUGGGAACCAACUUUACCCUCACCUCGCCCUAUGUGCUCCUGGCGCAUUACCAGGAGCUAGACUGGGCGAAGAGCUUUGGCGUCGAGCCCCACCUGAUCCGCAUCAGUGUCGGGCUCGAGGAGACGGAUAAAAUCGUGGAUGUAUUCGAGGCGGCGCUCAAGGCCGCCGCCGAAGAGGGUGCCAAAAGCCAAGAAUGACCAAGCACAACAACGUACAAGGCUUGAUUGCUUCAAGAUUAAGCAUUACAUUUACUUGACCGUCACUCCCUCGUUGGUAUCAUAGUCGUCGUGUGUGUCUGUCUGUGUAUGCACCUGCGCAAAAAAGCCGAACGCUCCGCGUGGCCUCUCUCCGCUGG
This is a messenger RNA of Thermothielavioides terrestris NRRL 8126, 2132 nucleotides long. RefSeq lists its product as uncharacterized. Gene Ontology annotation, biological process: transsulfuration. NCBI's taxonomy places the organism in Eukaryota, Fungi, Ascomycota, Sordariomycetes, Sordariales, Chaetomiaceae. The transcript has 5 exons. The record is from RefSeq and is a predicted model, not a curated record. The coding region runs from base 148 to 1974 and encodes 608 amino acids. Gene Ontology annotation, molecular function: pyridoxal phosphate binding; cystathionine gamma-synthase activity.